This is a messenger RNA of Glycine soja, 525 nucleotides long. Its product is annotated as leucine-rich repeat extensin-like protein 6. The transcript has a single exon. Lineage: Eukaryota; Viridiplantae; Streptophyta; Magnoliopsida; Fabales; Fabaceae. The record is from RefSeq and is a predicted model, not a curated record. Bases 1 to 525 code for a protein of 174 amino acids.
AUGGCUUCUCCAACACCGAGUUUGUGGCCUCAAAAGCCUACAAUAGUGUUGUUACUUAUAUGCAUUUCAUUUUCACAUUCAUAUUCUGUUGAAGAAGCAAUAACAUCUUCUAAGAAGUUAGACCAACCAGUGUUUCCUCCACCAGCAUACACUGAAAUCAAGUGUGGAUCAUGUCCUUGUGGAGACACCUGUGGUGAGCAACUUCCACCACCACCACCUCAACCAUCUCCUGCUCCUCCUCCUCCUUGUCUAUCACCACCACCGCCACCACCAUCACCGCCGCCACCAUCACCGCCGCCUCCUAAAAUUCCCUCUUGUCCUCAGAAUUGCAACCCCUUGCCGCCACCACCACCAAGAUUUGUAUAUGUGCCUUUGCCAGGUGUACCAAAACCAUAUACUUGGGUGUACUAUUACUCUGCUGCUGAAAACAGAGGUGUGGGGUUGAUUGUUUUGGCUGGUUUGGGAGGACUCUCAAUGGCAACACUACUCUUGGAUGACAUCUUGAAGCUAAAGCUAUAUUUCUGA